Molecule: messenger RNA, 1054 nt
Organism: Aricia agestis (brown argus)
Lineage: Eukaryota; Metazoa; Arthropoda; Insecta; Lepidoptera; Lycaenidae
Product: 3-oxoacyl-[acyl-carrier-protein] reductase FabG-like
Exons: 1
Coding region: 157-921 (254 amino acids)
Molecular function (GO): oxidoreductase activity
Source: RefSeq, a predicted model, not a curated record
UUUUCGUUUUAUAUAUUCGUUUUAUUUACAUAUUUUUGCACCCGACCAUUGCGUAAUCGUUAUUUUGAUAAGAUAAGUACUGUUUGUUAACGUUUAAGAGUAAACAAUUUCGUUCACAUCCAAUUCGGUCAAGCUAGGACGACAUUAUUAUUCGAAAUGAAUUUCGCCGGAAAAGUCGUCAUCGUGACCGGCGCUAGCUCCGGAAUCGGUGCCGCCACAGCCGUAUUUCUAUCGAGACUAGGCGCUAAACUAUCCCUAAUCGGAAGGAACGUGGAGAAUUUGCAGAAGGUGAACAAGGACUGCGAGAAAUCGACCUCGACUUUCACCAUCACUGCCGACCUUACCAAGGAGGGCGAUAUAGAGAAUAUAGUGAAGAGUACCGUCGACCACUACGGCCAGAUCGACGUGCUCGUGAACAAUGCCGGGAUCAUCGAGACCGGAUCGAUCGAGAACACGUCGCUCGCACAAUACGACAGGCUAAUGAACACAAACGUUCGAUCUAUUUACCAUUUGACCAUGAUGGCCGUCCCGCACCUUUUGAAAAGUAAAGGCAACAUCGUGAAUGUCUCCAGUGUGAACGGUAUUCGAUCUUUCCCUGGAGUACUAGCCUACAACGUGUCGAAGGCGGCGGUGGAUCAGUUCACGAGAUGUGUAGCUCUGGAGCUGGCCCCCAAAGGUGUGAGGGUCAACUGUGUAAAUCCUGGAGUGAUUCUCACGGAGUUGCAGAAGCGAGGUGGACUAAAUGAUGAGCAGUAUCAGGCAUUCUUGGAGAGGUCCAAGCAAACUCAUGCUCUGGGCCGUCCGGGCAAACCUGAGGAGGUGGCAGCGACCAUUGCUUUCUUGGCAAGUGACCUCGCCAGUAACAUCACUGGAGCCAGCGUGCCGGUAGACGGUGGUCGCCAUGCCAUGUGUCCCCGUUAAUUUUAUCCAUGAAUCAAAACUGGUGCUAUAUUCUUACAGAGCAUUUAUUUUUAUAUAAAGUGUUUACCUUAAGUCACAAUUGUUAAUGUUUUUUAAACAAUUUUUUUAAAGAAAUAAAGUUUGUUGUAUUUGA